AUGUCACCUAUACCUUCGACCAGUGUAUGGCGAAUACAAAAUCGUGCUGAGCCAUAUAUCAAACGGUUUAACAAUCUCGCUCGGAUCGCUGUAAUUUAUUGGUUACUGAGAUAUGUGUUCCUUGAUGGAUAUCGACAUGUUCGAGCUAGAGGUAUAUUGGGAACUGCGAAACAAAUUCAAAACAUCAUGCAAUCAUUUGUUGUUCGUAUAAUGCUUUCUCUGCCAUCAUCGAAAAAGCAACUGCGUUUAGAAUUAGGUAAAGCCGCUUCUGAGCUUCGAGAGAAAUUAGCUCCGUCGAAAUAUCCAGAUGGAAUCACUCUUACUACAGUGAGGAAGUUACCAGAACAAGGAAGAAGUAGAGAUUGGUUAGAAAGUGAAUGGUCAAAUCUGAAGAAAUUAGAAAGAGGCGAUGUGGAUGCUGGUAGAGUAUCAGGAGCAGUAUACCAUGGCGGAGAAGAACUUAAUCAAGUUAUAAACGAAGCUAUGGCUAAAUUUGUCGUCUCGAAUCCACUUCAUCCUGAUGUUUUCCCAGGAGUCAGGAAAAUGGAAAGCGAGCUAGUUAGCAUGGUGUUAAACCUGUUUAACGGACCAAAUGGUGCUGGUACAACUACAUCUGGCGGUACUGAAUCAAUAUUAAUGGCGGUGAAGACAUAUCGGGAUUGGGCACGAGAGACAAAAGGAAUAACAAGACCUGAAAUGAUAAUCCCAUCAUCUGCACAUGCCGCAUUUUGGAAAGCUUCACAAUAUUUCAAGAUCAAGCUUCAUAUAAUACCUGUAAACAAAGAAUCAAGGAAAGCUGAUGUGAAAGCUAUGAGACGAGCUAUUAAUCCAAAUACCAUCAUGAUCGUUGGUUCGGCACCGAAUUUCCCAGAUGGAGCUAUUGAUCCCAUACCGGCUCUCGCUGCUCUAGCGAAGAAGAACAAUAUCGGUUUGCAUGUUGAUUGCUGUUUGGGUUCAUUCAUCAUGCCAUUCAUGGAAAAAGCGGGCUUUGGAAUAGAUAUUGAACCUUUCGAUUUCAGGUUGAAGGGCGUAACCAGUAUCAGUUGUGAUACCCAUAAAUACGCUUUCUGUCCUAAAGGUUCCUCUGUUAUUAUGUACCACUCCCCAGAGCUGCGAAGAUAUCAAUACUACGUUAUGACCGAUUGGGAAGGUGGUGUAUAUGCUAGUCCGUCAAUGGCUGGAUCAAGACCUGGAUCUAUCCUCGCUGGAGCUUGGGCGGUUCUGAAUUACAUGGGAGAAAAUGGAUACACGGAAUCUUGUCGAGAGAUAGUAACGGCAUCCCGGACAUUUCUCAAUGGCCUGAGAACAAGAUUCAUAGAUGAUUUAUACGUAUUAGGUGAUCCUAAAGCUUCAGUUGUAGCUUUUGGAAGUAAGACUUUGAGCGUUUAUGCGAUAGGUGAUGGUAUGUCUAAGAAAGGUUGGCAUCUAAGUGCCUUAGGCGGUGAAGUAGGUGGAUUACAUAUGGCUUUCACUAGAUUAAGUGCUGGUAAAGUGGACAAGUUACUUGACGAUCUAUCUGAAGUCGUCAAAGAAGUCAAAGCUUCUCCUCAAGAUCAAAAAGGUGAUCUAGUAGCUUUAUAUGGUCUAGGACAAACUAGUGUUGGACCGCAUGUCGUGGGUAAAUUGGCGGAAACUUUCUUAGACACGUUGUAUGAGUAA
Molecule: messenger RNA, 1659 nt
Organism: Kwoniella shivajii
Lineage: Eukaryota; Fungi; Basidiomycota; Tremellomycetes; Tremellales; Cryptococcaceae
Exons: 14
Coding region: 1-1659 (552 amino acids)
Biological process (GO): carboxylic acid metabolic process; sphingolipid catabolic process
Cellular component (GO): endoplasmic reticulum
Molecular function (GO): pyridoxal phosphate binding; sphinganine-1-phosphate aldolase activity
Source: RefSeq, a predicted model, not a curated record